CUUUGAACUACGCGUUAUUGUGAAGACGAUGUCGCCCGGCCAUUUUGGAACCAUCAAAGAGAGACAUUGACCUUUCGACCCCGAUUCAUUCUCUCACUGGCUGUCGCACACUGUUGCUCCAUCCUCUGAUGACUGUUCGUGCGGAGACUGUGUGCGCACUGGCCCCUGGACGCUGGACGCGCUCCACAAAGAUCAUCGCCAGGCCAAGGUCAAGGCCAGACUGACCGGACCAGACCACCUUUUCAGCAAAUAUAGCCACGCCUCCUUGGCUAACUCAGAUACGCAAUUGUUCAGAACAUGCCCUGGCAGCCGCUGCCUCUUUCCUAUGCGGUAGCCAUCUAUCCCUUUCAGCCUUCGGCAUCUCCUGCCGAACUCCCACUUCAGAUUGGCGAUCAGUUGUAUGUCAUCGAGCAGGGCGGCAAAGAUGGCUCCUGGUGUCGCGGCUAUCUGGUCGCUCCUCUCACCCUAUUAUCGGCCUUGACACCUGGGGGAAGGACUGCUGCUGAUGCGCGCGUAUUUUCUGGUAUCUUUCCGAGAUGCUGUAUCGAAAUUCGGGAGCAACUGGGUCCUGAAGUCCCCGUGGCUAUUCAGACAGGUCAGCCCAAACCACAGGCUCCUGUACCGAUGCUGAAGAUUGGGGAUGAAUCGCCAACCUCUUCAGUGGAGCCCGUGGUGGAUGAAAUAUCCUCCUGUCUUCGAGAGUGGUACAUUCUUCACCUUCCGGAUCUAGUACUGCGCCGAGAGUACCAUCUUCUUGACCAGAUGUCUGAGAUCUCGCGUCGCCUUGACUAUGCACGGAGAGAGCUACUGAACGAUGUCCUGACGGCACAAGAGCGGCUGCAAGUACGAAACGAUGCAGUCUGGGACUUGGUGCGAGGCAACAAAAUGCUGAGCGGCGAGGUUAUCGUGCGAGAUGCUACGCAGCAGGGCCGACUACUGACUUCGGAGGAUUCUGCAAUCGACAUGACCAAAUUACAAGCAGUGAUGAGUGUCCUGGAUGCGCCGCCCUUGGAGAAGUCAAAAGCUACCUCGCUACACCACUGUCUGCUUGAGGUCAAAUCAGUGGUUGGCUCUGAAUUGGACUCUGCAACAUUAAGCUUGGCACUCUAUCGCAAAGACUCUGACGGCAAUGCGAUCUCCUUUUCUGAGACGUACAGCUCCGUCGGCUCGGCUAAAAUGAAGACUCUCUUCUCAGAUCUUAGCACAAGAGAUAUUGGGGAAGCUGGCGAAAUAUCUCUGACCAUGAAAGUUGUCGUUCCAGAAGCUCCGCGAAAAGCGAAACGACGAGCUUUGGAACGACUACCAUCCAGAAACGGGACCUUACUUGGCCAACGCCAGCUUUCUUUGAAUCGUCGAAGGUCAAGUUUGAUGUUCGGCAAGCGCAAAAACGCCGAAAGACCACAGCCUGGUCAAAACGGUCGAGCGACGCCCCAGGUUCAUGACAGGGCUCGGACACCGUCGAUACCAGAGGAUGAAGAAGACGGGUCUCCAAACGUCCAAGGUCCUCCUGUACCACGGACAGUUGGUGUCGGGAUUCUCGAUGUGAACAAGAUAAUACGGGAUGGCGAGCCUCACGAGGAGACCAUCCCUAUAUGGUCACUCUCUUCACAAGACGACGAAGACAACCGAGAGAUAGACUCUAGGAUCACGCAGCUGUUGGACGGCUCAGGAAAGGCUCUAGUGGUGUUGUCUCAUUUAUCAAGUGUUACAGUUAAACUGACUCCGUACAAUGCCCCUGAUGCCGAUACUCUGAUCAAGAACAAUCCGACCGCGAUGCAUCUGGUCACCAAAACUCAGAAAAUCGGUUUCUCGGAGGCGCCUUCCAAGCCUCGGUCUGAUAUCUACCUGAGACUCAACAAAGCCGUCAUAUCCCAAGGAGCACAUCUGUCCCACCCUGAGCUGAAUGUUGCGCCCAUCAAAGCUCAGACAAUGCAGAACCUGCAGUUGACCAUGGAAGUCCGUGAUUCUUCCGGACGGCGCGUGGAACAUUGCAUAUACCCAUCAUCUAAUGGGGCUGGUGUGACUGCAUUUCGAACAAAUGCUGUUAGCCUUGACUCUUUUUGGGAUCAGACGCUGUGCCUGCGAUUACCGACAGAAAAAGUACCGGAGAGCCAUCUAGUGUUGAGUGUUGCGGACGCUCCUGAAUUUCCUUUCGCAUUGGCUUGGAUGCCGCUGUGGGACAAGCAGGCUUUCAUCAGUGACGGAAAACACUCCCUCAUCCUCCACGCAUACGACAAAGUUACUUCCAGUAUCGUUGAUGGUCGUGGCGCCUACCUAUUCCUACCAUGGAACAAUGCCAAUUACAGAACCGUACACGAGGGAAGCUUUGCCAACAUCGCCUCAUUGGAAGUCGAUACUCUCCUCUGCAGCACCGAGUACUCGCAAGAUCGAACGUUGGUCAGCCUAAUCAAUUGGAAGCAUCAGACGUCGGUCCAACUGCUAGGAAUAUUACAGAAGCUUACCUUCGUACCCGAGAUUGAAAUAGUGAAACAGCUCAGAGAUGUCCUCGAUGCGCUAUUCGGUGUUCUUGUGCACAAGUCCGGCGAGUCCAAAUUCGAAGAUCUCAUUUUCAAUGACAUCGUAUGGGUUCUGGGAAUCGUGCAUGACAGGAGGUACAAUUUGGGGCCACUUGUUGAGAACUAUACUGAAAAUCACUUCCGGUCGCCGUACGCUGCAUCCUGUCUAAUACGCAGCUUCACCAGACUUCUACAAAGCGUGUCGGAUCCUCAGAGCGCGCGUGAUAUGAGAGCUCUGUUCAAGGUCGGCAGGACAUUCAUGAAGAUCGUCAUAACUUCUUUUCAACAGCGACGCUUCGGGUCGCAAACGCAUGCGAAGCGCGACGAAAAGCACUCGACGUUUAAAGAAGACAUGCAAGCCAUUCUAUUUGGCUUGCAGAUGAUGAUGCGCAGUGAGACGGCGGCCUUGGUAGGCAGCAAGACGCUUUUGGUACGGGAGUUUCACACGUGGCUUCCUGAACUUCUGCCGGCAUUCAGCAAGGAGGAAGUCAUGCGGACGGCUAUCGAGUUCAUCGACUCCUGCGAGGACGCAACCGGCAAGCUAGUCCUUUAUCGGCUCAUUCUCAUACUAAAUUACACCAAAUUGGACCAGGUGUGGGUGGAUGACAGGGACAAAAAGAUGCUCGUUAAGAACUGCGUCAAGUGGUUGUCGCCCUAUUGGAUCCAAAAUGAUCUGACCGACAACUGGCACGAGCAGGUUCGAUUGUGCUGCUCGAUCGUGGCCGAGUUGACAAGGUUUCCAACACACUAUCUUCACGAGUUCAUGCCGAAACUCAUAUCUGCUUAUGAAAGUAUCGCAGAGGCACCGCCAAUGAAACGACGAUCGCUGUCUCUGCUAUUUCCGGACUCGUACCCAUUCGUUACCAAAGCAGCGGACAGCAAAGACGCGUUCGAUGAGACACUACUCGAGUUGUCGGCGCUGGUAGCCACGAUCUCCAGGUUGAAAGCUCCCUCGAAUCCCAGGCUGCAAGGUCAAGAGCUAUCAAAGUACAUACUCUCAACGCUAACCGUCUUACGCUCCCUCCUGCAGAAUAAUGCAUGUCCCUCGACUUGGCUCAGUCUGCACAUUUACCACUACUCCUCUGCGCUGACGAUCCUCAACUACCUCUCCAAUAUUCUCAUCUCAAUGUACCUACCCAGUCCCGAAGAAGCAGAAACCCCAGAACACGCCGACAGUUUCAACUUGAAGAUGAGACUCUGGAAAUCCUUCCUUGACACGCUGCUCAUGCUCGUCUCUUCGCCAGGCUUGGCGCUCGAACUCUUCCCAGAACAGAAACGCCGCGCAGUGUGGAAAAUAGCCGGCGACGUCCGCCAGUCCGGCGCAGACCUCUUACGCAAAUGCUGGGAGAGCCUUGGCUGGGAAGCGACACCCGAUGACCAGCGGCGGUAUAACAUCCGCAGAUUGGGCGGGUACCAGGUUCAAUAUGUGCCCAGCCUCGUCGCACCGACUAUCAGACUGUGUCUCAGCAUGCAUGAGGGCCUUCGUAAAAUCGCCGUGGAGAUCUUGCAGACUAUGAUUGUGAACGAGUGGGCACUCAGUGAUGGCGAGAGUCUCGAGCUCAUCGAGACGGAGAUCAUCGGCGCGUUGAACUCGAUCCUUAAGGCGAAACCUGUCACGGCGAACGAGGCUAUGAGCCGCAAGAUAUUCAUCGCGGAGUUGCUGGAGUUGUUCAGCACGAUUGCGAAUCAACCGGACGAUGCAUUGUGGACGGCAAUUGAAGAGCUCGUGGCCACGAUUGAUGAAUUGGUUGAUCUGCUUACGAGCACGGAAUUGGAUGAUGAGUUCGGUCACGCGAGUCCUGAGGGCGACACCGGGCGCAACGGACAUGUGAAAGGGAAGGAUAGUGAUUCCCAGAACUCGGAAGCGAAGGAGCUUGCGAGGGCGAGACGGAGUAUUGAUGGGCUCAGUCCGUCAAGCCCUCAGCAGGCCAGGGAGAAAGAGUACGGCGUGCAUGCGCUUGAGUGCUACAAGCAGCUCGCUGAAGAGUACGAGCGGAGUGGGGACCAUAAGAGAUUGGCCAAGACACACAGGGCGAUUGCACGGAUUCAUGAGGCCAGGGCAGCGAGUCGGGUGGGGGCGGUGAGGGAGGGCGUUAAUGGAAGACGCAGGUACGAGGAUGGAGACGGCGAAGAGGAUGAGGAUUAGGAAUGAAAACCGCAAUCAGGUUCGGUAUCUCAGAAUUCUGCGCGCGUUGGGCUGGAGCUUGAGAGUGAUGCUGCUCUUGGGGAGUAUUGGAUUGCCGCUUUGGUGUCUUGGGAGGCUGCGCUUCAGCAUGGAAUUGGAUUGACUCUAGAUUGACGGCUGGCUGGCGGUGAACAGGCUGGUGUUGGUACAGUGCAAGCCCUUGAUACCCUUGCGUGCUGGUUAGUCCGGUGUUUGGGACUUUGGCAGGCUGAGCGAUAAUUCAGGACCGGAUGCGCAAGGAAGCGGACUGGACUCGCUUAAGGACUGUGUUAUUCCGGGGGGGUUGGGGUUUUCAUUCUUUGGUGGUGAUAUGUGUAGAGCGGACUCUUUCUCUUGUAUCAGGUCUUUCAAAAUUAGCGACAUGGAAAUCGAUCCUUGGCUGUAGAUCAUUCUCCGUCCGAGUCAGUGCUCGGCGAUUUGGAUCCAGGAGCACUACAGGAGCUGAUGAGGUUGAGUCUGUCAGAUCAAUGCGAUCAAGUUUAGUAUGC
Molecule: messenger RNA, 5189 nt
Organism: Exophiala xenobiotica
Lineage: Eukaryota; Fungi; Ascomycota; Eurotiomycetes; Chaetothyriales; Herpotrichiellaceae
Exons: 1
Coding region: 298-4662 (1454 amino acids)
Biological process (GO): small GTPase-mediated signal transduction
Cellular component (GO): cytoplasm; plasma membrane
Molecular function (GO): small GTPase binding; guanyl-nucleotide exchange factor activity
Source: RefSeq, a predicted model, not a curated record